Molecule: messenger RNA, 3599 nt
Organism: Hypomesus transpacificus
Lineage: Eukaryota; Metazoa; Chordata; Actinopteri; Osmeriformes; Osmeridae
Product: small integral membrane protein 10-like protein 2A
Exons: 2
Coding region: 156-356 (66 amino acids)
Source: RefSeq, a predicted model, not a curated record
GUGUAACCAAAACGGGAUACGAGCGGCUGGGUUCGAUCUAAAGACAUGAGUUGUUCAGGUGUCAGGCAAUCAUGGAAAGAUGCAUUGUUACGUGUUAUUGACUAGCAAGAUAGUUUUAAUAAUUUAGCUGUGAUUGCCGUGAUAGACAUCGUCUUAUGGCGGGUCUGUCGUAUUUAGUGUUCCGUUUUUCGGGGUCUGCUGGUCGGACGUAUGGAGUGUUUUCAAAAGGGUUGACGAGGACUUUGUUGAUAUUUUUUGAUUUGGCAUGGCGACUCCGAAUCAGAUUUCCGUAUCUCUAUCUUAUUGCGUCCAUGAUGUUCAACGUGCGAUUGCAGGUCCAUAUCGAAAUUCAUUGAGUUUACAUUGCUAUCAGUCAUACCAAGAGGGCCUUUGUGCACUAAUGUGAUGGUCAUCUUGCACUUCUCAAAGACUCAGCUGAAUCUAGCAAACUUACAAGGUGGAAAAGGGGGGCACUAAUGUCGAUACGCAGUGAGACACAUUGUCUCGCUCAGCCCUUGUCAUAGGAACCCAGUGCCUUUGUUGUGGAAGGUCACCAUGAUGCUAACAUCCAUAGCAGGGGCAGGAAUGCAUGUGAGUGUGUAUUGAUUCUCAGCCAUCUCACCACCUGAUGCUUUGGAGUCAGUUCUCCAGUCUGAAGAAAAAGGGAAAAAUGACUGGUGGAAUUUUAUACUGCGUUUUCUGUCAUAGACACAAGGACCUAAGAAUGGAAAUGAUGCAGACAAUGGAACAAACGUCUCUGGGACUUUCUCUCAUUCCUUCCUUAAUUGUCAGAGUGCUGUUAUGAAGAAAAUCAUCAGAAAGUAUAGUGACCUGCAAACACUUUUAGAAGGGGAAACUGGAAUUAUGUCAUACGUCCUAUCGUUUAAAAUGCAAUUCUUCCUCUAGCAUCUCACACAGAAUGACACAAACCAGAGCAUGCUUUUUGGUCACAGUGGUUGUAGCAACUUCGACUUCCUGAGUGUUAGGGAGGUGUAAAGAAGCAGCAGGGCAUUGUUACACUUGGGACAAUUCUAUAACGGGUUUCUGUCCAUCAAAAAGUCGGGGCAUGUAUGUUACAGUAUCAAGAUGUCUCAUCACAAUCUAAACAAUGACUGGUAUGUUUUGGUGUAAGAAAAAGGUGUGCAGACCUGGUCAUGCACUCAUACAGGCUCGCAUACACAUCACAGAAUUCUCUAUCUGUCAAGGUCUUGUGGAUCUAGAUUUUAUGGCGUUUCAAUAGUGAUACUUUCAAAAUCAUUUUUAUAAUUUUGUUGGAUAUGCUUUGAUUUGUAUGUCUGUUUUAUCUGUAAUGAAUUUGUAAAUUCUUAUAGUCUGUAUUAAAAAGGUAAAUAUUGUUGUAGGAUUUUACCUAAUUAAAUAAUGAAACAAUAAUUUAACUUUUGGCCUAGUAACUAUAAUUAAAGUACUUAAAAUAUUCAUAUACUGUUUAAACAGCGCUCCAAUUCUCCACUUUUUCAGGUUCACAAUUUUCAGGUUGCUAAAUGUUUUGUGAACUCAGUCCAGUUCACAUAUCUUUUACUUAGCAAUACAUAAUGGGAGGUAAUGCUAGGUAGUUGAUGGCAUGUCAUUAAUGCAGAUGAACUCCCAUGAGACUGUUUGAUUUUUAGGUCAAUCAUUAAUCCAUUUGACAGGAUUACAGUAUUGUAGCCCUCAGAGUAUUAUAUAGUUUUGGAUGGACAUUAUUGACGUCAAUGCAAAACACUGGGUACGCUAAAAUGUGUAUAUCUUAUACUUUCAAAGAUGAUUAAGAUUUUGAAUACAAAUAUGCAAAAAGUAGAGCCUCUGCUAAAUUGAGAAUGUCCAUAUUCCAUUGGUUGUCUUACACGAUGUGUUUAGACCAAACACAUUAAAUGAUUAUUCUGAGACAGAUAUUGGUGUGUAAGGUUUUUGCACAGUAAGUGUUUUUUCGAAAAGCAAACAAAUGUAAAGAUAUGCAGAUAGUUGACUUCAGUCGUGGACUCAUAUCUAGUCAUUUUAAAAGUACCAUCUUUGGCCACAAGAAGUCAGACCAUUUCUACCAAACGUUCAAUCACUCUCCUCCAUGAACAGCUGUCACAUUUUAUGAAGAUGAAAGAGCGAAUUAUGUCUAUUUGGGAAAAUCAUGAAUUUAUUUGUCUGAUGUUCACCGUUAUAGUGAAUAGGAAUUUAUAUGGUAAUCAAAGCAACCAGGAUGUUAUACUAAUGUUCCAACACAAUGAUUGGGUGUUCUGUUAUUAGUUGCCGCUAAAUUAGUUUAAAGAGCUAUGUUGCUGUUCUCUGCUUAUUACUAAAUGUGGGUGUGUGAUUGGUUAUUAUAUGUUAAACCACAGCUAAAAUGGCCAAGUUGGCUUCUCCCACUACUCUUAUUUUACACGUCUCACUAUAUGAACAGUGCCCUGCAAAAACUUCUUGCACUGUAAUUUCAAAGCCAGGCUAUUACAGUUAUAUAUUCCUACAUAAUAGUGUGCAAAAUCAACCAGGGUUGUCAAGGCAACUGCACUCUUAAUUCUCCUUGUGACAACCCUUCUAUUCCGCCUCCUCCCCCUGGGAUUUUUUUAUUUAUUUCCUUGGGAUUUGACACAGGAAAAUAUUUUAAUAGGUUUAACAUUUGAAAAAGGAAAGAGAGAGAGCAAGAGUGAGAGAUAGAGAUAGAUUAUGGAUAAACCGGGCUAUACUUUCUCUAAAUUAAACCUAAAAGCAUGUGUACAUCAACUUAAUGGGAAUGAAGAUUAGGUGGUAAUGUUUUAGCUUUAGGCACUUGUGGUUGUGUUUAACUUGCAUGUUGGGACUGUUAUAGUGUGUGAUCCUUUGACAUACAUUUCACUGAAGGGCUUGGGUUGAUUAUUAGGCCACCCAGGUGUGUGUGUGUUGUAUCCAUAUGUUGCUUUGAAUGUGUGUAACACAGUGUGAUAAUUAACGUCAAUAUGGAAAAAUGACUUUUCAUGCAUUUUGAGUAUUGGUGCACCUGCAAUUGUAUUUCUGUCUGCACAUCAUGUUGUUUCAAACUGAUUCAUAAGUAAAUUGUAAUUUCAUAUAUUCGAAAAGUAGGCUCCCAGACUUGAUGAAACUAUUAUAAUUCAAAUAAUUCUUGUAAAAGGCCUUUCUGAGCAAAGGCUGUGAUGAAAGAAUUCACCUGACAGUUCAUCUUCAGUUAAAGGGAUAGUUAAUCAGAAUAGAAGUCAGAAUCAGACAGUUUGCUCUUUGUGCAUCAAACAUUCUGGGGCGGUUUGCUACGUACCCUGCCUCAAAGGGACACCCAUCAGUCAACAUGAGUGACAUCUCCAGUGUUCACAUGCAUUCAUGUUCUCCCGUACUCCUCAGUGCAAGGGGAAUGGAUUAGCUGCCACAGAAACACUAAAUGUAAACAAAUGUGAAUCCUCUAACUGGAAUAAAUGUUUGUCUUAAAAAUUUGAUUGGGGCAUGAUCUCUUUAGAUUCAAUGAUGUGCACUCUAUGAGCUUAAAUGCCACAGUUACAGAGUAGGAGUGGAUGAUCUGUGGAAAGGCCACAAGCAGUUUUGCUCCUCUUUCUCUUUUGCAAAUAUAUCUUGUAUUUGAGCUUUAUAUUGUUAACUAAAAGUGAGGGUUGCAUGCAAACACU